Messenger RNA from Cyprinodon variegatus (sheepshead minnow), 944 nucleotides. It is a transcript of the gene plekhg3, whose product is annotated as pleckstrin homology and RhoGEF domain containing G3. Bases 342 to 878 code for a protein of 178 amino acids. Lineage: Eukaryota; Metazoa; Chordata; Actinopteri; Cyprinodontiformes; Cyprinodontidae. The transcript is spliced from 3 exons. The record is from RefSeq and is a predicted model, not a curated record.
AGGUAGACCAGCAGGUUCUGGUGCUGCAGGCGGUGGUGGACCGGGUCAGCGGGUUCUGGUGCUGCAGGCGUUGGUGGACCGGGUCAGCGGGUUCUGGUGCUGCAGGCGGUGGUGGACCGGGUCAGCGGGUUCUGGUGCUGCAGGCGGUGGUGGACCGGGUCAGCGGGUUCUGGUGCUGCAGGCGGUGGUGGACCGGGUCAGCGGGUUCUGGUGCUGCAGGCGGUGGUGGACCGGGUCAGCGGGUUCUGGUGCUGCAGGCGGAGGUGGACCGGGUCGUCGGCGCCGCUCACUCUCUGUCUGUCUGUUUCAGGGAGACGGGCUCCGCUGAGGGAAGCCAGGUGAUGCCUGAAGGAUUUCUCGCCGCCAUGGGUGAAGAGUCGCCCCGCCUCUCCACCGCCUCCAUCAGCAGCGAUGAGCGCGCUCUGUCUGCCACCCCCUCAGACUCUGACCCGCCGCCAUCGGGACGGCGCCCUGUGAGCCUGGUCUCCACGCUGUCGUCGGGAUCGGGCUCCUCCAGGGACGACUCCCUGACCUCGCCUCAGGUUUCUGAGGGGUCCUCCGGCACCGACCUGAACCAGAACCCGAGUCCUAAAAAGAAGGGGCGGAGCUUCUUUCACAACAAGAACAACAACAACAAGGCGUGGACGCCAAACCGGGCCUCGAGCCGCCGCCAGCCCUUCGUAGGCGCUACCAUGGCACCCAAUCCCCAGCUAACCUAUCUGGACCGAGUCGUCAUGGAGAUCAUCGAGACUGAGAGGAUGUACGUCAGAGACCUGAGGAUGAUCGUAGAGGUGAGUGACGGCUCUUCUUCCAUCCAUCGUCCUUCAGUUUGGACCGGGUCCUUCAGAACCGGGACAGUCGCAGCAGAUUGGGAUUAAAGAAGCGAUAAUUUCAGGAUGAUUCCAGGACGGGUAGAAACAUUCCCCGCUUUGAAAUCCGCUUCG